AUGGACAAAGGGAUGGGAUCAUUUGAGGGUUGUUCCAUUGACUGCGACACGGUGAAUUCCAACAUCUCGAUCGCGAACGCCCAUUUCCCAGUCAUCGAGAUUGAGCAAAAUGCCACCAAGAGUGAGAGAGAUUGGACCGCCGCCAUCCGAUCUGGAUGGGAUGGGGUUUUGGUUGGCAUCUGGAAGUGUGCGGCGCCAUCGAAAAAAAGAAAAAGAAAGAAGGAACACCCGGAAAAGCUAGUUGGGGGUUCUUUCCCAGCGCAGCGAGUGCCUCGCCAGGACACUUCCUGCGAAGUAGGCGGUACCUCGAGACCUUUGGCUGUACAGCCACCUGCCGCAUUCCAUAAGGUGACUGCUGUACUUGCAACGGGGGAACCCAAGCUAUGGCUCAGCAUCCCAUCCUUUCUUCACUCGCCCUGCUUGCCCCAUGUCAUGUCUACGAAGAAGAAACAACAACAACAACUCGCGGGCGAGCUGUCAACCAUCGAACCCGCCUUUCACGUCCGUCUACUGAAUAUCGGCAGGAGAGCCGGAAUUGGAAUUCCAUCUACCGUAACAACAUUGCAAAUGGAUGUCAAGAUCCUCUCUGACUCACACGGGCCUCGAACAAUAUGUCUGUUCAAGGCCUCCACAAGCACAAGUCUGGAAGAAUUUCCCGCUACCAGCUGCCCAGUUCAAUAUAACACGACCCUCUGGCUUUCUGGCUGCAUCGGCCCUGCUUUGAUUCUGCAGUGCUUGCAGGCAACAGCACGCUUCGGAUCAAAUCAAUCAACCUGGUUCCCGAAGCUUAGCUUGGCAACGAUACUUUCUUGCCAACGGUGCGGCGGUGCACCCCCCAAUAUUGAAUGGGCCACGGGUGGGAUGAAUCUGCAUUCUGUAAUGGAAUCGGAAUCAAAAGUCGACUUCCCAUCAUCACGAGGACGGAAAUGGUAUUCCCGGCUCAAGAUCAAGGCACCGACAGUCAUAUUGACCAUGUUCGAUUUGGGGACAAUCAGGCCGAAAUUCCCGCGAUAG
Messenger RNA from Colletotrichum lupini, 1014 nucleotides. RefSeq lists its product as uncharacterized. The coding region runs from base 1 to 1014 and encodes 337 amino acids. Lineage: Eukaryota; Fungi; Ascomycota; Sordariomycetes; Glomerellales; Glomerellaceae. The transcript has 8 exons. The record is from RefSeq and is a predicted model, not a curated record.